AUGUCUUGUAAUUAUUUUAAAUUAUCUUUGUUUUCUAUUGUACUGUGUAUAUUAAUAAUUACACAUAAGUUUUCCUUCGAAAAAAUAUCCCAUAAUAAAACAAAUAUGGAUUAUUUAAUAAAUACAGGACAUAUCAGGUUACUAGCCGAAGCACAAGAAACAGAUAUAUUUAAGACAACUUCAGGUGAAAAUUCACUGACGUACCCAAUAGAUACUAAAUUAGAGGAAAAUAUUACAGAAUAUCAUAAAACAUCAUCUGAUUGUACAUUGAAUAAUGAAAUUCGAGAAGAACAUGAUAAUCAAACAGAACAGGUAGAAUUGGAAAAUGAGUAUAAUAAUAAAUCAUUGUCUGAGAAAUCACAUAAAAAAAAACAUUGCAAAAGAAUGAAAAAUUUUGGAAUAAUAAGUAUAUUAUUAGCUAUACCAUUUUUAUUCAUAUGUUUUUCCCCAUAUUAUUACAAGAAUAGAAAAAAUAAAAAAAGUAAAAAUAUUAAUAAUAAUAAUAAUAGUAAAAAUAAAGAAAAUGAAAAGAAUAUCCAUGAAGAUCAAGUCAGUGUAGAGAAAAAAAUAUAG
This is a messenger RNA of Plasmodium adleri (nom. inval.), 573 nucleotides long. Its product is annotated as Plasmodium exported protein (hyp10), unknown function. Bases 1 to 573 code for a protein of 190 amino acids. The transcript is spliced from 2 exons. NCBI's taxonomy places the organism in Eukaryota, Apicomplexa, Aconoidasida, Haemosporida, Plasmodiidae. The record is from RefSeq and is a predicted model, not a curated record.